This is a messenger RNA of Pseudomassariella vexata, 963 nucleotides long. RefSeq lists its product as uncharacterized. The transcript has a single exon. Lineage: Eukaryota; Fungi; Ascomycota; Sordariomycetes; Amphisphaeriales; Pseudomassariaceae. The coding region runs from base 1 to 963 and encodes 320 amino acids. The record is from RefSeq and is a predicted model, not a curated record.
AUGCCCACCGUCAAUCUUCCUGUGCAGCACGCCCGGGGUAACGUCACUCUGUCGAGUAGUCAACUACAGCUCAUAUUCAAUGUCGCUGUCGCCUCGGUGAUGCUCUUCUCCGCGUUUGCCCUACAUCUCGUGAUACGAUCGAGGAAGCACGCAUUUUACGCUCCAAAGCUUGCCGGUUUGUCAGUACCCGGUGCCAUUCGCGAGCACCACCGGUACUUAAGGGUACCAGAAAAGUCACGUGGGGUCAGCAACGACACUACGUUGGCCAUGCCGGCCAAGCCAGAGACGGAAACUCACCAGUUGGGUACAGACAGCGACACAGUGCAAAUAAACACUGGGGGAACACGAAGAGGGUCUCAGGAUGGUCUCGAUAAGUUCCGCAGAGACGUAGUGGGUACCACUGGGAAUGAUGCGACAGUGCCACGGAGUCUUAAGUCUCAACCACCGCCACCACCGCCUCUGACUCCUCCUGCCCUGUCCACGGCUGUUUUCAUGUUCGAGGAGCGCCGAUCAAGCUCGUCUGUAUCUGUCAUUGGCGAUCUGGACACCAAUUUUUUCCAGCAACCGAAUCCUGACUACACAUCGCCGAUGUCGUCUACAUCGACGGCCUUGCCUCCGAGUCACGGUUCUCCCACAGCCCCAAGGCGAAGAUCCUAUACGAAAAUGCUACCACUUGGACCGCCUCAGCCAAUUUCGACUUCUGAGCUGGACAGCCAUGCGCCGCCAUUUGCUCCAAGCUCGUUUCCGCCUUCCAGCCCAAUUCUGCCACUCGCACCCCAUACUGCGUUUAACCAGAGGGAAAUUGACGUGCAUGGUGAGAUCAUUUCCGUAAUGGACGACGCAGGUGCAGGCUGGAAACGGCACACUCGUGUUUAUAGCGGAGGCGUAUGCCUGGCUUGUCAAGCAUCUGGCGGAGAAGGGGGCUUUUACGGCGACAGAGUUCGUCCAGAGGAGCGCAGGUGA